Molecule: messenger RNA, 1305 nt
Organism: Phialemonium atrogriseum
Lineage: Eukaryota; Fungi; Ascomycota; Sordariomycetes; Cephalothecales; Cephalothecaceae
Product: mating-type protein MAT alpha 1-domain-containing protein
Exons: 3
Coding region: 85-1128 (347 amino acids)
Biological process (GO): positive regulation of mating-type specific transcription, DNA-templated
Cellular component (GO): nucleus
Molecular function (GO): DNA binding, bending
Source: RefSeq, a predicted model, not a curated record
UCUUCCCACAACACCGCGGAAAUCGAAAUAUUUCUGCACCCUUCACACAUUUCCCAGUCUACAAGUCAACGAAACUUGUCCAAGAUGUCGCUCUCCGCGCAGCAGAUCAUCGAUGCUGUCAAGGGCAUGUCUGAACUCGAGAAACGGAAGGUACUCCGGCAUCUCGCUUCUGCCCAGGGCAUCACCGAUGAGCGGGUUAUCGAGCCCGCCGAGAACACAUCUGUGCCUCUGAAAAAGGCAGUCAACGGAUUCAUGGCUUUUCGAUCUUUCUAUUCUACGGUGUUCCAAGGCCUGCAGCAGAAAGAGAGAUCCGGAUUUCUGACUGCACUCUGGGACGUGGAUAACUACAAGGGGGAGUGGGAGUUUCUGGCCAAGAUCUACUCCUAUGUCCGCAAUGAAGUAAUGAAGGACAUGCCCGGUGCCCGGACAUCCAUGCGCGACUUUCUUGAUGUCGCCUGCCCAGUCAUGAACAUCGUUGGCGCGACCGACUAUUUGCAGGCCUUCAACUGGCAGUUGAUCCCGAACGGCGAAGAUAAAUACGAGCUGAAGCAGUAUGCUCUGCCGCUGGUCCAGAAGGCAACUCCUAUGAUGACUGGUUUUGACCUGCUCUGCCACUGUCUUGUCAAUGGCUACAAGGUGCACAAUGGCCAGAACAUCUUAUUCCGAAUGGUCGGAAAGCCGGAAAACAUCAUGACGACAGCCUCAUUCGCCACUAUCCCCGCUCCUGACUUGGAUGCUGCGGACUCGUCGUUCAAGAAUGACUUCCUGAGUAUGAUUUCUCAGAACCCGCUCUUUGCCGCUUCAAUGAUAGUCCAGGACACGGUUCAGCACUCCCCUGAGGUGCAUGGAGUCAACGUCCUCCGUGUCCGUGACAUCAACCAAAUUCCGGACGACAUGCUUCGCAACCGUGGGAGCUCUACUCAUUACCAUCAUGGCGAUCUGUCCCACCUUGUCAACCAGUACAGCGAUGCUUCCGAUGCGGAGGGAUUCACGUUUGGCGAUGAUAUCAUGAACACGAACCCAGUUGACGACAGCACGAACGAUGCCGCGGUGGCAAACACCACGUCCCUUGCCUUUGAGGUGGUCACUGCACUGGGCCCCGAUUUCAUGCAAUUUCCCUCCCUGUGAAGGCAACAUUUCUUUCCUGUUUUGGUCACGAAUCACGAAGAGCUGGUCAAUUGGACUCUCAGAAAUCUGAGGUGACAUCAGAGAGAUUAUGUCACGCACAAAUCGAUGGAGGAGGUAACAAGGAAAAGGAGUAAUUAGAUCAGUGUCAUUUCCGUAAUGAGAAACAUUGCAUUCGGC